CGGGCCGUGUGGCGGGGCCGGGCCGUGUGGCCGGGCGGGGUUGUGUGGCGGGGCCGGGCUCUGUGGCGGUCCCGCCCCGCAGCUUUAAGCGGACGGCGGCGGGCGCGGGCCCCGCGGCGGCGAUGGCGCUGCGCUGCGUGCUGCUGCUGCUCUGCGGAGCCGCGCUGGGACCCGCCGUGCACCUGGACUUCGCCGAGCACCGCAGCCAGGCCGCCAAGAUCAAGGUCAACCCCCGCGGCAACCUCUGGGCCACAGGUCACUUCAUGGGGAAGAAGAGCGUCACAGGCUCCCAACACCUGGAGGCUGCCGAGGAGCCUGCAGUGCCAGUGGUCUUCGGUCCCUCUCUCCGAGCCCUGCUGGAGGACAUGAUGGAACUGCUGACCCGGGAGCUCCUGAAAAUCCUCUUGCAAGAAAGGCUACUGGAUGAGAACCAAGGGAAAUACGACCUCACUGGCCAGGAGACAGGGCUUUUAACAAAGGUGCUGGAGAAGUACUUCUCAAACUGAAGAGAUGGGGAGGAUGAGGUCUGCAAGGUCAGCUGUGCCUGGUGAACAGAGGAGAGCAUCGUCCUUGUGGGUUUCUACAGCAACAUCACUUUUAUUUAUUUCUGAAAUAUUGUUAAUAGUGAUGGUGUGUGUGAAGGUGGAGCCUCCCUGUAUAGUUCCUGUAUGUUUUGUGUUUCCUUGACAUCUGAUGUGCCUGUGUGAAUAAAACUGGUUCUUUGCACAGA
Molecule: messenger RNA, 730 nt
Organism: Passer montanus (Eurasian tree sparrow)
Lineage: Eukaryota; Metazoa; Chordata; Aves; Passeriformes; Passeridae
Gene: NMB
Product: neuromedin B
Exons: 3
Coding region: 123-506 (127 amino acids)
Biological process (GO): neuropeptide signaling pathway; positive regulation of hormone secretion
Cellular component (GO): neuron projection
Molecular function (GO): neuropeptide hormone activity; neuromedin B receptor binding
Source: RefSeq, a predicted model, not a curated record